Messenger RNA from Leptidea sinapis, 7776 nucleotides. RefSeq names its product mitochondrial uncoupling protein Bmcp (gene Bmcp). The record is from RefSeq and is a predicted model, not a curated record. Bases 238 to 1122 code for a protein of 294 amino acids. Gene Ontology annotation, cellular component: mitochondrial membrane. Gene Ontology annotation, biological process: mitochondrial transport. The transcript is spliced from 7 exons. Lineage: Eukaryota; Metazoa; Arthropoda; Insecta; Lepidoptera; Pieridae.
AAAAAAAAAAUAACGUAGUUGUUUACAAAUUACAAAUAGGAAUAUUUUAAUUUAGUUUUUAGGUAUGUACUAUAUAAUUAAUCCCUAAUAAAUAAGUAAAACUCUCGUGAGCUUAAAAGUAUUAUUUGGUACAACCUAAUAUUUAAAUUUAUUCCUUUCCAUCGUGGCGGCUGACAUUGUACUGGUUACAGUAUAUUGUUAAUAUUUUUAUUGGAUCCAUUUAUUUAUGUGCAUGUGAUGGGAGAUAGAGAUUGGAGACCAUUCAUUUACGGCGGAUUAGCGUCGAUUGUGGCUGAAUUUGGAACUUUUCCAAUUGAUACGACCAAAACUCGUCUACAAAUCCAAGGACAGAAAAUAGACCCUCGUCAUGUGGAACUGCGGUACUCGGGGAUGGUGGACUGUUUUGUUAAGACCUCAAGGCAGGAGGGUGUCAAAGCUCUAUACUGCGGGAUAUGGCCGGCGGUUCUGCGGCAGGCCACCUACGGCACCAUCAAGUUCGGCACCUACUAUUCCAUGAAGCGCAUCCUGGCAGCGCGGCGCGCGGAUGGCGGAGCCCGGGAGCACCUCCCCACCAACACGGUGUGUGCGGCCGCCUCGGGCGGGCUAGCAAGUGCCAUCGCCAACCCCACAGACGUGCUCAAAGUGCGCAUGCAGGUUGGUGAGGAGAAAGGUAGCCUCGUGCGUUGCUUCGUGGACAUCUACCGCAACGAGGGCGUCCGCGGGCUUUGGCGUGGCGUAGGGCCCACAUCGCAGCGCGCUGCUGUCAUCGCCGCUGUGGAGCUCCCCGUCUACGACGCCAGCAAGCGAGCGCUGCUACCCACGCUGGGUGAUCGUCCGCUGAACCACCUGCUGUCGAGUCUGCUGGCCAGCCUGGGCAGCGCCGUCGCCAGUACGCCGCUCGAUGUCAUCCGGACGCGUCUGAUGAACCAAAGAAACGUGAAGGGUGUAGCAGCGGUCGGCGGCGUCAGGAUAUACAAGGGAACCGUGGACUGUCUGCUGCAGACGGUCCGAAGCGAAGGCGGCUCGGCGCUGUACAAGGGGUUCGUGCCCACGUGGCUGCGGAUGGGUCCCUGGAACAUUAUCUUCUUCAUCACGUAUGAGCAGCUUAAGCAGCUCUACUAGCGCUGCUCGCCGUGCCGUGACAUUUGACACAUCAAUAGAGUUGUGCCCCGAACGCAAUACGAUGAAGUGCAAGUCCGCAAACUACGCUUUUAGUUCAAUUUUAUUGUUAAGAAUAAAUGUAUUUUAUUGAGAUAACAUAUAGUAGGUAGGAACCGUUAUAAUAUUGUUUUCGAAUAUUCUUUGCUGACAUACCCGUAGUCGUCUGUUAAAUAAGCCCAUAUAACAGUUUUUUUGCCAAGAAAUGAGGUUUUGUCGAUUUUGUUAAAAUAUCUCGUUAUUAAUACUAACACUGUUCAAAAACAAUAAUAUUUUUCAUACAUAUAUAUUUUGGGCCUCGAUUGUUUAUCUUUGCUCUAAUGUUAAAAAUGACGUAAAGUACUUUGCACGAAAUAUUACUUACUUGAACAAAAAUAUUCUGUGUCUACUUAUGGUACGCACGAUGGAGUUCUAUUUCUUUGCUUAAGCAAAACAAAAGUAACUUCAAAACUUUUAUAUGUGAAUGACAUGACCAAAUGCUUUGACGUGUCGCGACACCUUCUAUCAUCUAACGCCUUGUCGCAACACUAUGGCCACACCAUUAGAUUUAUUAUUGUAAUUAAUUUUUAUACAAAACUGUAGUUCUUUGAUGUCUAGGUUACCAUAAUUACUUGUUGUAAUGGUCGUCAUAAAUAAAGAAAGACGAUAUGAUGAUACACUAUACUCGAGGCUAUUAACCAGCCUAAGCAAACUCUCUAAGAAAAAAGCGAUCGUAUGAAAUGUGCAUUGAUUGGUGGAUUGACAGAUAACGUCUAUAAAAGGCAUAAAAGGCAUUUAUUUUCUCAAAAUUGAUUCCUUUAGAAUUCUUUUUGAUGUCAUUUCUUAUACUACUAGAUACUACUACCGCUUCGGAAACAAAUGGCGCUCUGAGAGAGAAGAAGCGGCGCAAGAAACUCUCCCAGCAUUCUUUUUAUUGCGCUCUUUUCAAUAAAAAUAUACAAUAUUGUACAGUCAUUUCUAUCGCUAUUAAAUAAUCACAAUCUAGUCCCAGGCUGUCCGAUCAUUUAGAUAUUCAGCAGUGGAGUAAUAGGAUUUACGGCACAGCCAUUUUUUUAUAUAACAUUUAAAUUUAUUUAUAGAUAAUGUCUGAACAGUGGCUGGGACUUUAUUGUAGAAGUGUAUAUUACCCUUAAAGCUAUUAUGUAUCUUAUGAAGCAAUGUUAUAAUGUUGUAAAAACGGCAAUAGCCGAAAUCUUCGUCGCCAUAUUGUAAUUACUAUUUCAAACUUAUGUCAAAUCUCACUGCUCGUUUCAUAGUAAACUAAAUUUCUAUUUUUACUUAGGCAGUCGCGCCUCUUACGUUACAUCCUCUUUGGUUGUCGGAAAAUAUUGACGCUGUAAAUACGAAUCGUCAAAAAUAUUUUAUCUCAAUUUUUUAUCCCAAUCACUCCACAGGAGUAAAAUUUCAAAGAAAAAUUAGACAGGCCGACCACAUAUUUGUAAUAUAUUAUAACUGUCGAAUUAUGUUUUCAUUCUUUAGUAAUAGCGGCGGUGUGCUUUUGUAUUAGAGCGUACUGUAAUAUAGUUGUAACUGUGUUAGUUGAAGGCCGAAUAGGCGAAAACCUGUAUAAGAUAUAUUUAUUAUGUAUUUAGAUAAUGUUGUUAAUAAAAUCGAAGAAUUAAUGUAAGUUUACUCGAACGUAAAUUUGUCGUCUUCUCUUUGGUUAUUUUAUAUAGUUUCAUCUUAUCGGCCUAUAGAACUAGAACAUUGAAUAGGUACUCUAAAAGUUUAAUACAAUGAAAAUAGUAGAGGCCCGAGAUAAGGUCCCUGAGGUACUCUUGAAUUAGAAAUAACUAUGGAUGAGAAAUCACCGUUAAUAGAAAAAUUUGAUACCUAUUUGAAAGAUAUAAUUCAACCCAUUUAAAAUAUAGUCGUAUAAAUAAAAUUAUAUGUAUAAAUAAAUAUUUAGAGAAUUACUAGCUGACUCGGCAAACGUAUUGCCAUAUAAAUGAAUAAAAAAUUUACUUGGUAACAAACAUCGCGACAAGCGAAUUUUAUAUAUUAGAAGUAGAAUACAAGUAGUAUAUACAGAGUACAUGAAAAUUUAUAGACAUACCAAUUUUAUGAAACACCAGCGUUUAUUACUUACUAUUGCUUUGUAUAAUAUUCAAUCGCAAUCUUAAAUAGACGAUCUGAGAUUGAUAAUGGAAUCUAUUUUCUGAUUUUAUAUCCGAUGCAUCGAUUGUUAUCUUUAUAUGUUUCUUCCAUCCAUCUAUGGGAGGACAAAUUGGUAUCUUUCAGAUUGAUAUUUGUAUGAAUAUGAGAAAUGAGCGUUUUCUAUAAUGGAUUUGGAAAUUAAGAUAUUGGAAUGCUGAUCUGGAUCCAUUGACGGAUGACAAGCAAUCUGGGUUCAAAAUAAUCUUACAUUAAGAGGUAACAUUAGCUGACGCCUAUCAUAGAUUUAAGAAUUCUACAAAAGACGACUCUAAAUUAUUCAAAGGACAAAGAUUAGCGCGAUUGAACAACUGUAGCUCCGACUGAAAACUAUAAGUAAAAAACUCAAAAAUUAAGCUGUUUUUCCCCGAGCAUUUCCUUCUCAAAAGUAAACAAAUUAUAACGAAAUUUUGGGAAUCGCAUACGAAGGAUAUAUUAUGCUAUUUGGGAAUGUUUUAAUUUCUACGCUUCUUUUAUUGACUUUGUAGGUUAGGCUACUGCUUGCGGCCUAUUUAUUUAAGCCGUUUUAAGUAAUGUAGCAUUUACAAUAUCAAUAAAUGCUAUAUAUACAGAAAGAUAAAAAUGAUAGAAUGACUGCUAUUGUUUCCUCUUAACGAUGGAAUAUUGCAAGCGGUCGUAAGUGGGUUAUUGAGUUCAUAGACCGCCAUUUUGGACGCCAUUUUACAUGAUGGCGAACGUUUGAGAUUAAUCCUGUUUCUCUAUAAAACUAUUCUAUCUACACCCAUGCUUUAAAUCCUCUAUUAAAGAUUCUAAAACAGUUAGCUUAUUGCCAACAAUAAAACACCCGGUGUCCUAAUAACCAUUACAUCAUCCAAACGAGUGUUGUAAUGAAAUUCAGUACAACAUUACAACACUCGCUUGGAUGAUGUAAUGGUUACUAGGACUGGCUUUUUUAAAUGUAAGCCGUAAGCUAACUGUUUCAGAAUCUUUUAUUUUAUUUUUUUUAUUUAUUGUAAAAAAAAACUUACAGCCUAAUUUAAAGAAAUUAGUCAUUAAAUUCAGAAGAAGAAUAUAAGCUAAUUACAAGUUUCCGCAGAUAGAAUUUACAUACGAAAAAGAAAACAGAACACUCAACUGGGAGAAUGAAAAGUAAUAAGGAAUACAGGGGAUAAAAAAUUUCAAAGAAUAAAUACUUACAAAAGCUAUACAAUGAGCGGUAAAAAAAACUAAAAAAAAAUAUGGGUGUAGAUAAAGUCCUGUAUACAACUGUUGAUAAUUAGGUAUUAAAGCACUCAUGUGAUACUAUUAUCACCCACAUUCGUGUUUUAAUACCCUUUAUUACACAACAGUUGCAUAAAUAGCUAUUGUGUUUGUAACUCUGUGAUGUACUGCGUGAGGUGUACGGGGUAUAUUUCACCGGGACACCACGCUGUGUCCCGUGUAACGUGUAUUAUGAUCUAGUGUCGACAUAUCAUGUUUGCUGUAAGGCACAAAGUGCGUUUAGAUUUAAGGCGUUAGACAUAGUCUUCACCUAGUAUAUUGUUGUAUCUCUAGCUGUAAUGUGUUCGUUUGUGCACAAUUCGAUUAUUUUUAAGCUCCUAUGUAAAGUUUUCCACCUAUUUAUAUUAAAACACCUUCAUCGUUAUUAAAUUUUUUUCUUCUUGAAUUGUUUUCUGAAAACAAAACAAGUACGAUUACUUGUAACAAUAGCAAUAUUUAUAGUAAUAGUCCAGGAGUUAGCUUCAUAUUACAAAAAUUCUUAGUCAUUUUAUGUUAAAAUAAUAUUUAACAUAUUAUUUUAUAGGAUGUAAGUAUCUGCCAAAACUAUGCUAACUUGGUUGUUAAGUAUGUAAUACUAAAUAAUCAUACAGUUGUCACCUUUAUUGACUUUUUUUAUGCGUUAUUUUAUAUAAUUUUAUGAAACCUAUGUUUGAUAAAUAGUUACGAUAUCUUUUUGUGUACUAUGAUUAAAACUUUGACCUGUAACGAAUGAUGAAAACACCUUAUGACACUGUUAACAAUAUAAUUAUUUGAUGGGUUUGUUUUAAUUGCUUUUAGUAUUUCGUUAUUGUAAAACUAUACUACAAAAUAUAUGUAUAUAUAUAAUUAUAGGUAACUAAUGCUUUUAAAAAGUUGCGUUUAUCUUUUAUUUGUUAUUCGGAUUUAAGUGACAAAGUAUUUUAUAAAUCGUUAAUUAUUUUGUUAACAGCCAGAUCCGGUGUGAAAUAAGUAGUAAUAGUAUGGAACUGAUGACUAUAUGAUGGAGCUCACAUGCUUCUAAUAGUGAUAAGUAAUAUAUUUGGAUUUUUUUUUGUUAUACCAUAAAUUUAAUAAAUCAUUUUAAAAUACAGUUGUUGUUAACAAAUGCUUCAUAUAUUUUACUCUCAACACUUGAAUUUAACUACUUGUAGUUGCUUCUCAUACUGAGAUUAAUAGACGGUACUUAGACUUUGCUCAGACUAAUCUAGAGAGUUAAGUCUCAGUUCGUUAUAUAAACAUAGCUUUGAGUGCUAGCUAAGCACAGGCUUAAGUCCACCAUAACGAAGACUUAGGAAAAACUCAGACUAUAAGCCGAACAAAAAAAAAUCAACAAUUCCUUGCGUCAUCACAAUAGCUCGACGUUUUAAAAUUCUCGUAUAAUACAAGCAUCGGUAUAGUUAGGUGUAUGUUACUAGUCAUUGAUAUGUAGGUAUGUGUUUGUACAAUUUUGCUGUCACGUAUCCGAAAAUGCGUUCCGUUUCUCAUGCCAAAUAUGUUAACAAGACCGCAAAUCGCAUAAACAAAACUAAUAAUCAAAGUUUGGGAUACUGUUAUAAUUUGAGUAUACUUUCUAUUGUAAAAAAUUGUUUAAUAAUAAUCGACAAUAUACUGUGUAUAAUUAAACUUGCGCUUAACCUUUCAAUUGGACUAUCUUAGUUGAGCAGCUCAGUGUAAUCUCAGCUUUGGCUAUAAAUAACAAAUUAAACGUUGCGCUAAGCUUGAGUUCGGCUGAGUUUUACUUAAGUAAAGUCUGAGCAAAGUUUAAGUACGGUCUAUAGAUCUCUCCCUUACUUGAGUCGCGCAGGCGUUAGUCGAAACGUUCUAUCGCAUUUAAAAAAUGAAAUAAAGAGUAUUUUGAUAGCCAAGGUACAAUGCAAGAUAUGACUGACCCGGGCUACGCUCUCCUAUUCGAAGCUGUAUAUAAUAUGUAGGUAUUGUACAUGUGUAUUCAAGUUCAUAGUGUAGGUACAUAUUAUUGCUUUCAACAAAACAAUAUACAAAAAAGUGCGUGUGUACUUAUGUAUGCACGCAAGAAGUUAUACUUCUUUAGCCUAACAAAGGCUUAUUCUGCAUUUGUAGAAAGAACAAUAUUGUAAAAAUCUUGCAACAAUGGCUUUGACAAUUAAUUAUUAAAUAACGAAUAUGGCUGUAUGGGCUUGAACCCUUUGUCUAUCCUAAUAAUGGACGAAGAUACCGAAAAAUAAAUAACGAAUGUCGCAAAUGUCAGAAAAUUUUAGGAACCAACUUCACCCUGUUACUUUUGUGUGAUAGUGAUGCGCGCGCAUCUUAAUAUUUCACUCUCAUCAUUUAUUCAUAACGUGCCUAAAGAAGUAUAACUUCAAUAAGUAUAGACUAGUUACGCUGCGCCGUAUCAUGUUACAUGAAAAUAUAUAGCUAAUUAUAAAUGAUACUAUAAUAAGUCUGGUAAGUAAAGCGCCACCUUCACGAGCGAGUGAAUUUAUCGUCAUGCCAGAACGCACCUCCGCCUUCGACACGGCGUUACACCAAGUCGCUGAGUGUGAGCAAAACGCGCGUCCUCAUGCACCGGUCGUGUUCCGUACAAGCGGGUUUCAGUAGCCUUGUGUUACCGUUAAUCGGGUAGUCGGUGUCGAGGAGAAUGGAGAACAGAGAAUGCACUCGCUCGUGGAAGUGGCGACUUAACUUCGUGUGAGGCCGAGUCUACAUUAUUUAACGAACGAAAGCUAUGUAACAAAGGUUUAACCUUUAGCUGGCUGUGGUUGUUUAGAUUAUGUGAACAUGGCUUUAUCCUAUCAGAGGGCGGAAUGCUCGUUAGAAGGGCGCAUGGUCUGACCAUAGGGGUGACACUAAAUAUACUUAGAUCAUUUAUAAGUCUAGAUAGACUAUAACAGCUGUGAAAACUUCGAAAAAAAGUUUAGAGUUAACCUCUAUUUUGAGAAAUUCACGCACACAAAGUGUCAUAAUCGAGAGCGUAAGACGUAGCUUGUCACGCACACUAAACUAAUAUUCCUGGCCUGUUUUUAUCGGUUGUAUAACAGCAAGAGAUUCCAUCUGGACGUAUAAAUUAAUUAUCCAAGUAAAUAUGUAUAUUCCUUAUUCAAGAUUUAAGUAUAUUUCGAAAUAUAAUUAUAUUCUCUUCGAUAAAUUUGUGUUUGAACAAUAAAUUUACAAAAUUUGUUCUGCUUGUACAGCUUUAUGUCGUAAUCCGCUAUGGUCCGUUUUCAACGUCAACAUAAUUUAUUUAAUAAAUUUAUUUAGAUCAAA